Molecule: messenger RNA, 1199 nt
Organism: Cynocephalus volans (Philippine flying lemur)
Lineage: Eukaryota; Metazoa; Chordata; Mammalia; Dermoptera; Cynocephalidae
Gene: AIMP2
Product: aminoacyl tRNA synthetase complex interacting multifunctional protein 2
Exons: 4
Coding region: 100-1062 (320 amino acids)
Cellular component (GO): aminoacyl-tRNA synthetase multienzyme complex
Source: RefSeq, a predicted model, not a curated record
CAGGGUCAGGAAGGCAGUGUGCGUAGUCCGUCGUGGCCUAGGACGGUUUCUGAGCUUUGGCGUCCGUCGCCCGCUGCCUUCCUUCCUUGGGUUCCAGCGAUGCCGAUGUACCAGGUAAAGCCCUAUCACGGGGGCGCCGCGCCUCUCCGUGUAGAGCUUCCCACCUGCAUGUACCGGCUCCCCAACGUGCACGCCAGGACCGGCGGCGCAGCACCCGACGCGGGCCACGUGCAGGAAGAGUCUGACCCAUCUCUGCAAGCUUUGGAGUCCCGCCAAGAUGAUAUUUUAAACCGUUUGUAUGAGCUGAAAGCUGCAGUUGAUGGUCUCUCCAAGAUGAUUCAGACACCAGAUGCGGACUUGGAUGUAACCAACAUAAUCCAAGCUGAUGAGCCUACUACUUUAACAACCAAUGCAUUGGACUUGAACUCAGUGCUUGGAAAGGAUUACGGGGCACUGAAAGACAUCGUGAUCAAUGCAAACCCGGCCUCCCCUCCCCUCUCCCUGCUUGUACUGCACAGGCUGCUCUGUGACCACUACAGGGUCCUGUCUGCAGUGCACACCCACUCAUCAGUCAGAAGCGUGCCUGAAAACCUUCUCAAGUGCUUUGGAGAGCAGACUAAAAAACAGCCCCGUCAUGAAUAUCAGCUGGGCUUUACUUUAAUUUGGAAGAAUGUGCCGAAGACUCAGAUGAAGUUCAGUGUCCAGACGAUGUGCCCCAUCGAAGGAGAAGGGAACAUUGCACGUUUCUUGUUCUCUCUGUUUGGUCAGAAGCAUAAUGCUGUCAAUUUAACCCUUAUAGAUAGCUGGGUAGAUAUCGCUGUCUUUCAGUUAAAAGAGGGAGGCAGUAAAGAAAAAGCUGCUGUUUUCCGAUCCAUGAACUCUGCUCUUGGGAAGAGCCCUUGGCUGGUUGGGAAUGAACUCACCGUGGCAGAUGUUGUGCUGUGGUCUGUGCUCCAGCAGAUGGGAGACUGCAGUGCAGCAGUGCCAGCCAACGUGCAGAGGUGGAUGAGGUCAUGUGAAAACCUGGCUCCUUUCAACACUGCCCUCAAGCUGCUUAAGUGAACUUCAGUAACAGAGUUUAAAGAGUUUAGAUUUUAAGAAUGGUGCUGUUUCAUGCCUAUUGUCAGUAAAGGGACUUGUGCUAGAAUCAGUCUUUUUAUUUAGGCCAAUUGUCAAGUAUCAAUAAAUAUAUCACAUAC